CUUGCCGUGGAGAGUGGAGACAGCGGUGCCGGUGGGUUGGUCGACUUGUGGUGGAGGUGGAGGCGCGGUGGUCUAGGGUCCGUAUUCGGCAUUUCCUUCUUCGUUGAGAUUGGUUCGGUGGUCGACCGAUGUCCCUGCGCCGCCGAUUUGCCGUGAAGAGUGGAGAAGCGGUGCCGGUGGGUUGCUCUGCUCGUUGAGUUUGGUGGUCGAUCGGUGUCCGUAUUCGGCAUAUUCUGCUCAUUGAGUGGUCGACCGGUGUCCCUGCGCCGUUGAUUUGCCGUGGAGAGUGGAGAAGCGGUGCCGGUGGGUUGCUCUGCGCCUCUGCUCGUUGAGUUUGGUGGUCACGGGUUGCUCUGCGCCGCUGCCUCCGAUUAAAUACCGCAGUUAUGGAUAUUCCAAACAAUCAAAGUUCUGGAAAUGAAAAUGUCACUCAAUCUUCCACUCCUAAUAACGAAACCUCUUCUCCCACCCUGACUUCUUCAUUGCGUGGUAAAUCUGAUCCUGCAUGGGCACAUGUUGCCUACAAAAAAGAGGGGACACAAACUAUAUAUACAUGUCUUUUUUGUGGUAAUAAUUAUAGAGGAGGUGGGAUAAACAGAAUGAAACAACAUCUUGCUGGUGUUACUGGUCAAAUAGCUUCAUGCAAAAAAGUUUCACAUGAUGUGUGUCAUAGAAUGAUAGAGUCUUUGAAAGAAUGUUCAAAGAAAAAGGCUGUUGAAAACAUAGAUGAGGACCUAGAAGAAACCCACGUUGAUUCUCCAAUUACUAUGAGUAGUGGGACGAAGAGGAGAGCUCCUGGGAGUUUGGACAAUUACUUUGCUCCUAGGACAGCUCCUGAUUCCCAACCAGGCAUUAAAAGUGCAUUAGCAACUAAAGAAGCAAAACACAAUGUGAAAAUGUUGAUUGCUGAAUGGGCCAUUGUAAACUGUAUUCCAUUCAAGGCAUUUGAUUGCCCUUUAUUUCAAAAAGCUGUGGAUGGUAUUGCUUCAAUUGGGCCUGGGUUUAAAGCUCCUAGUGCUUAUGAUUUCAAAACUAAUUUAUUGAGUGAUUGGAGAAAAGAAUGUCAGUUACUCAUUGAGAGCCAUCGAGCUAAAUGGAAAAACAACGGUUGCACACUCAUGGCUGAUGGAUGGACUGACAUUAGACAACGGACUUUGAUAAACUUUUUGGUGUAUUCUACACAUGGUAUGGUGUUUGUGAAGUCUGUUGAUGCAUCAGAUUUAGUCAAAGAUGCCAAAACUCUAUUUACUCUAUUCUGUGAAGUCAUUGAGUGGGUUGGUCCUAAGAACAUUGUCUAUGUAGUGACUGACAAUGCAGCCAAUUAUGUAGCAUGUGUUGUGAAGAUUGUGUCGCCUCUCAUAAAGUUGUUGAGAAUUGUGGAUUCAGAUGAGAAGCCUUCAUUGCCUUAUGUUCAUGAAGGCAUGCGAAGGGCAAAAGUGGCGAUUAAAGAGAUGUUUAAAAGGAACAAGGAGUUGUAUAAGCCCUACACAAGCAUCAUUCAAGCUCGAUGGGACAGGCAUUUGAAGACUAAUCUUCAUGCAGCAUCAUAUUUGUUGAAUCCUGCAAUCACAUAUGAUCCAGACUGUCCUAGUAAGUCAAAGUUAAUGAUGGCGUUGAUUGAUGUGGUGGAGUCUUACUCAAAUGAAGAUGUUGAUGGCUUUCUGGUAAUGAAACAAGCAACUACUUAUCGUGAAAGCAAGGAAUCUUUUAGUAGACCCUCAUGUCAAAAAGCUGCACAAAAAUUAGACCCUUAUGAAUGGUGGACAUAUUAUGGUUGUUCAAUUCCAGAAUUGCAGCGUGUUGCAAUGCGUAUUCUUAGUCAAACUUCUGCUUCUUCUGGUUGUGAGAGGAAUUGGAGUUUGUUUGAAAGAAUUCACACAAAAAGAAGAAACAGAUUGGAACAUAAGAGGUUAAAUGAUUUGGUGUUCACAAACUACAAUCUGCGGUUGAAGCAUAGGAGUACAUUGAAAAAGAAGAAAAGUUAUGAUCCAAUUGACUAUGAAAAUAUUGACAUGGUGGACUUUUGGGUGGCUGAAGAAGAUCCCACUCCAGAGUUUGAUGAUAGAGAUGUGGCUACACUUGAAAGUGUCAUUAACAAUGAAAGCAUUGCAAAUUCAACAACUCUUGAGAGGGAUAACGAAGGUGAUGAAGAUAUGGAUAUUGCUGAUCCUCCACCUUUGCAUGAUGAUGUUGUCACUCCUAUUGUUCCUUGUCCAACUGUUGAUGUCUUGGUCCAUGCCAUUGCCAAUGACCUUAAUGAUGAUUUUGAUUUUCCAUAG
Messenger RNA from Neltuma alba, 2279 nucleotides. RefSeq lists its product as uncharacterized. Bases 387 to 2279 code for a protein of 630 amino acids. The record is from RefSeq and is a predicted model, not a curated record. Lineage: Eukaryota; Viridiplantae; Streptophyta; Magnoliopsida; Fabales; Fabaceae. The transcript has 6 exons. Gene Ontology annotation, molecular function: DNA binding; protein dimerization activity.